This is a messenger RNA of Diorhabda carinulata, 894 nucleotides long. It is a transcript of the gene Cpap3-a1, whose product is annotated as protein obstructor-E-like. Gene Ontology annotation, molecular function: chitin binding. Bases 104 to 826 code for a protein of 240 amino acids. The transcript is spliced from 5 exons. Gene Ontology annotation, cellular component: extracellular region. Lineage: Eukaryota; Metazoa; Arthropoda; Insecta; Coleoptera; Chrysomelidae. The record is from RefSeq and is a predicted model, not a curated record.
CGUACUUUCUACGUCCUCGAAUGUGAACGUUUGUUAACUUUCAGUUUCGUUCGAACUUUAGUAUUUGUUACUUCUUGCAUCAAGUUAAUUUUAUUCUUUCAAGAUGAAAUUCCUAGUUUUUAUAUGUGUCUGUGUUGCUGCAGCUAAUGCUCAAUUCAAAUGCCCUGCUAAAGACGGUCAAUACCCCGAUCCUAUUCAAUGUGAUAAAUACUACGAAUGUGAAGAUGGCAUCGCCAAAGCGAAACUUUGUCCCGAUGGAUUAGUUUUCGAUCCAGAAAUCAGAAAAAGGAAUAAAUGUGAUCAACCCUUCAAUGUCGAUUGUGGAGAUAGAGAAGAAUUACAACCUCCUCAACCCAAGGGAGUUUGUCCAAGACUUAACGGAUUCUUUGCUCACGAAGAUCCCACUGUAUGCAAUAAGUUCCACAAUUGUAUUCAAGGUGAAAGUACUGAAAUGACUUGUACGUCAGGAUUAUACUUCGAUGAAUUCACUGGUCUUUGCGUAUGGCCUGAAACUAUUGACAGGAAAGGAUGUACGAAUCAAGGAAAUAUCCUUAAAGAUGGUUUCCAAUGUCCAAAAGAAAGUCAAAAGGACGCUAACGGAAAUCUUGUAGUUCAUCCCAAAUAUCCACAUGCUACUGAUUGCCAAAGAUUCUACGUCUGUUUAAAUGGUGUCGAACCCAGAGAUUUGGGUUGUCAAGUUGGAGAAGUUUACAAUGACGUUAGUCAAAGAUGCGAUGCUCCCGAAAACGUACCCGGAUGUGAAGACUGGUAUCAAAGCGAAGAUGGACCCGCAUCGCCAAAAUCUACGAAAUCUAAAUCUAAAUAGUUAAUUUAAUUCGUUAUUUUAUAUUUUUACUUUAGUAUCAACCGUAUUGAAUAAAAUUUUAUAAUAAA